Molecule: messenger RNA, 5248 nt
Organism: Orbicella faveolata
Lineage: Eukaryota; Metazoa; Cnidaria; Anthozoa; Scleractinia; Merulinidae
Product: adhesion G protein-coupled receptor G2-like
Biological process (GO): cell surface receptor signaling pathway; G protein-coupled receptor signaling pathway
Cellular component (GO): plasma membrane
Molecular function (GO): G protein-coupled receptor activity
Source: RefSeq, a predicted model, not a curated record
CUCUGAAAACUCUAAAGCCGCAUUUUUAAUUAUUUCCUCUCAGCUUUAUUUUAGAGGAAUUGUUUGCACUAGUAACUGAUGCAGUUUUCUCACGUACGACAAUUUUGGUAUUGCCAUUUAGAAGAACGUAUUCGUUUUUAAACAUGCCCAAAGGCAGGCGUCCAUCAGAAUCACAAUGAAGGAGACUUUUUUCACCCACCUGCUGAUUGUUGGAGCUAUCUUGGUAUUUUUAUACGGUCUAUCAAGCAGUGUGGAGUACCAAACCUUUUCAGACUCAAAAAGUUACAGUGAAGCUCAUGUAGCAUGUCAAGGAUAUAAUUACAAGCAUCUGGCAAAGAUAAACGAGCUGGAUGAACUAACUCAGGCGAAAACUGCUUCUGGUUAUAGUAAUUUAGAGAAGUACUGGACUGCUCUACAGGUGUUUUAUGACAAAGUGCCUGGAAAAGUGCAGUGGAGAUGGAGUGAUACUGGAGUGCCAUUUGCAGCAAAACCGAAGAUGUACAAUAUCGUACAUGUAGACGAUGCCAGGAAUCUAGUAGAGACUGGCCCCAUUAAAGUUUACUGCUUCUUGGUCACUAGCGGCACAUUUCUGGAAAUUGAAACCUGCAGCGAAAACCAUGCUUAUGUUUGCGAGAGAUCUGACGCCUUAUCAACAGGUAUGACAGAGUUGAAAUCAACACAAAUACGACCCACGACUAUGGCUACAAGGUUGAUGUCUGAAGUGACAGCAACAUUUAAAAAUAAAGCAACAGAUACGACUAAGAUUUUGGCUUCAAAAAAAAUAAGUAUUUCUACACCUGUGCCCACCAGUAUUUCAAACACGCUACCAACAAGUGCAGAUCUAGAGGAAAAGAUAACAGAAUAUCUGAUCAAAUUGAAGCAGCUCAGUGUUGACGAAGAAGAUUCUCUGCAGAUUGCCGUGAAUGAAACAUCAAGGCUACUGACAUAUUUCAAUGACAGUUCCUAUUACAAAACAGCGACAAAUUUGUUGGUAGCCACCCAGCAGCUUGAGACAUUUGCUUUAAAUUACGCGAUGAAACAUCUAACGACAAAUAGAACCUCCGAUGCUAACAUAAUUAACACUGGAGGGCACUUUGUGAUGGAGGUUCGAAGUGUAAGCGUUGGUCAUGAAAAUGACGUAUGGUUUCCGUCGGAGGACGACAGAGAACACUUUGGUGAUGGAAAUGGAAGGAUAGUUCUACCAGCAGAACUCUUUGGAAAACAAGAAUUUUUUGUGGUUGGAAUAUUAUAUAAAGACAUGCACAAGUUACUCCCAGAUGAAAGUCACUCAUUCCUUGAUGGGAAGAAACUGAAAAAUACAAGACUUCAAACCCGAGUCAUCGCGUGUUCUAUAUAUCCUUACUUGUCUGCUCCUCUGCCAAAAAACGUUACUAUAUCGUUCACAUUGGAAGAGUCUUCUAAACUUGAUGAUACGCCAAUUUGUGUAUUCUGGGACUUUGAAAUCAGGAGUCGAUUCAACGGUUCCUGGUCAAACAGGGGAUGCACGUUGAUCACCAAAACUAACAAUAACGUUGUGUGUAGUUGUAAUCAUCUCACGAACUUUGCCGUUCUUUUGCAAGUGGGAGGAAAAAAAGUUCCUGACAGACAUCAGUUCGCCUUGAAAGUCAUUACUUAUAUUGGUUGUAGUCUGUCGCUUGUGGGUGAAACUUUAACUGUUCUCGCUUAUCUGGUUUUGAUGGACUUCAUACAGGAGCAGUGUCAGAUAAGACUCAAUCUAGUCAUAGCCAUAGCCGUGGCACAAAUCAUUUUCCUCGCUGGAAUUGAUGCUACAUCAAAACAGGGAGCUUGUAUUUUUGUAGCAGUGUCUAUCCAUUAUUUUUAUCUGGUCGGAUUUGCCUGGAUGCUUAUGGAGGGAAUCUACUUGUACCUCAUGGUUGUCAAAGUUUUCAACACUCUUGUAAAAAUGAAGCUAUUCUAUGGGUUUUCUUGGGGCUUCCCAUUGCUUAUGGUGGUGUGUUCAAUUUUGAUCGCUUCUAGCACAGAAGACGGAGUUACAAGCUAUGUGCAUAGUAACUACUGUUGGGUUUCAUUCUCAAAUAAUUUGGUUUGGACCUUUGCCGCUCCAGUGCUCGUGGUCUGCCUGAUAAACUCUUUUAUUCUUUGUCGCGUUGUGUAUGAGAUGUCACAGAUGCAGGGUAAAAAAAAUACCUCCAACGUCAAGCAAGGUUUAAAGGCAUGUGCAGUUCUGUUUCCUCUACUGGGUAUGACCUGGGUGUUUGGUCUUUUAAGCGUGACUGAUGCUGGACUUGUCUUUCAGUACAUCUUUACUAUCCUCAAUUCGCUUCAGGGUUUCUUCAUCUUCAUAAUGCAUGUUCUCCGAAGUACUGAUUUUCGCAACGCGUAUCUUCGAAAGAAGCACAAAUGGGAAAUCGCAAAGAAAAGCAACCUCCCGGGCCCUCGCUCAGUGGCAGAAAACUCAAGCGUAUGGUCGGAAAAGCAUGCCAUGGGUAACCUGUGUAACAGCACAGAGAGUCCUAAUCCAAUGUUCAGACGACAUCAGAUCUCGCCAGUCAACUCCGAUCGAAUGGACAUCAGAAGAAGCUGCCUCGCCCCAGUAAACGUAUAAGUUCUGUGCAGUCACACAAAUGUGGCGUUUACUGAAAAUGUUUUUCCUAUUUGGAGCCUAUUUAUCACUACUAAACAGACCAACAUAGACUUGGGGAAGAGCAUCGCAUGGAGACGGAGUAAAAUGUUGAUAAUUAGCGUCUUAUGGAAAGAUUUUGCAUACUAAAGGUGUUAUUUAACAGCGCCUUUCUAGAUCUAACUCUGUUGCCUAUAUUCGUGAUCACGCUCUUGCUUAUGCGCAUGCUUAUUUCAUGCUCAUACACCACCCAGUAAAAGCCACCCUCAAAGCUGGCUUGCUACAGUUUUGAAGGAGUAAGAGUCUAACUUGCACAUUUGAAUUUUCCGUUAUGUGAUUGCUGUUUCCUCAAGUGUUUUACCAUUAUUUUCACCCACUUGAACAAUACAAAGCUUAAUAAAUAGCCAAAACGAUUGACCGAGUGCUCAGGGGAAGACUGGGCACAAGUAGUUUUCAUGUGGUGUUUCUCAAAAUCAACCCAUCGAAGCCUGUCUCAAAAUUUCAGUCCUGAGAAAUUGACUAUGACUAGACAUCGAUGAAGAAUAAAAUAUAAAUCUUAAAGGCAGAGAUUAGUAAGCCAAUAAAGGCAGAUAUUUGUAAGCCAAUAAAAUGUAAGUCCUUGCCUAUUUCAAAACUAGCAUAAAAAAAAAGGUAUUAAUUUCCUUUUAAAAAAAAUUACUACCGCUACAGCGUAGCUUAAGAACAGAGUUUGAAUUGCAGGUUGUCUUUUAAAUGCCAUACAUGAUCUAGCUCGAAGAAUGCUUUCAGGACACUCGCUCCAGUUGAAAUAAUCCGAAUCAAGUAAUCCCACUCUGGAAAUUUUCGUUCCAGGCCUGACGUCAUAAUUCUGUUGAAGUUAGUAUCUGAGGUGGAAUAGGCUUGAUGUUUCAUUAAAUUACUUGAAUGUACCAAUGUGGCUAUUUUUUUAACUGCUACUCAAGAUUAUAAAAGCAUCCAUGCUCACUAGAGACAAAUCUGCCCUUGAGAUCCGUAGACGAAUUUUCUCGUAUUGUAAACUAUUUAUUGCUGGAAGGCGAGCUUUCGUUUCACCUGGGCGAACUGAUGAAGGAGGAUGAAGCCAGAUGAAGCAAAGGAAGAUGGAGGAAGUUAGAUGAAGGUGGAUGAAAGUGGAUGGAGGUGAAUGGAGUUAGUUGAGGGUAAAUGAAGUCGGAGGAAGUUAAACAAAGUUGCAUGAAGGAGGAUGAAGUUAGAUGAAGGUAGAUGAAGAUGGUUGACGUUAGAGAAAAUGGACGAAGAUGAAUGAGGUUAGAUAAAGGUCAGAUGAAGGUGGAUGAGGGUGGAUGAGAGUCUGUGAAGAUCGGAUAAAGGUGGAUGAAGUCAGAUGAAGGCAAACAAAUGUGAAUGAAGUUAGAUAAAGGUGAAUAAAUGUGAAUGAAGAUAUGUGAAAGUAAAUGAAGCUAGCUGAAGGUGAAUGAAGUUAGACGAAUGUGGAUAGACGAAAGUUAGACGAUAGUUGGGUGAAGGCAAAUGAAGGUGGAUGAAGUCAAAAAAGGGUGGAUGAAGUCGGAUAUAGUUAGGUGGAGGUGCAUGAAUAUGAAUGAAGUUAGAUGAAGGUAAAUUAAUGUGAAUGAGGUUUGAUGAAGGUGAAUAAAGUUACAUGAAGGUGAAGGACGUUAGGUGACCGUGGAUGAAGGUGGAUGACGUCACAUGAAAGCAAAUGAAGAUGGACGAAGUUAAAUGAAGGUGGAUAAAGAUGGUUGGAGUCAGAUGGAGGUGCAUGGAUCGAUGUGAAUGAAGUCAAAUGUAGGCAAAUGGAGAUGGAUGAGGGUGGAUGGAGUUAGAUGGAGGUAAAUGAAUUUAAAUGAAGAUGGAUGAAGGUGAAUGAAGUUGAUUGAAGUCAGAUGAAGUUGAAUGAAGCUAGAGGAAGGUUUAGGGGGGUGAAUGGAAAGUUGGUGAAGUUAGGUGAAGCCAAACUGAUUUAGAUGAAGGUGAACUAUGUUGCAAGAAGUUAGACGGUGAAUGAAGAGCGAUGAAGUUAGAUGGAGUUGGAUGAAAGGAACUGAAAGGUGGUGUAAUGACAUUCCUUACGGGGAAGUGUGAUAUACUAUACGUUGCCAUACGCCACGUAUCUACGCUGAAAAAAUGAACUUUUUCUUUAAAUUUAAUAUGUUAAUUGUUUUUUUGGAAAAUUUUAAUUUCGUUAAUUAUUAAGGUAAAAGCCUCCGAUGAAUUAUUGCCACACUAUUUCCCAUCAUUUCUCAACGAUGCCAAUUAACUCAACAUCGAUCAUAUUAUUUAUAUUCUUAAAUAUUACAUAGCAUUAAUGCCUAGAAUGAGGCAAUAUCGUCAUGGACAAUAGAAAAGUUUGACAGGCCUUCGAAAAAAAAAUUGUUGACGAAAAAAAGCUGAUUUGUCUCUUGAAUCUCGUGAUCCCCACAGUUCACAUUCCCUUCAGAUGUUUUCUGACGUCCAUGUGCAAGCUGGGUUCACAAAACAGAGAGCUUGCUUUUGAAUAAAACAAUAUCCGAAUUCUAAGGAAACUGUGCGUGCCUCAAUAGCUUGUGUUUAUUAACAUCUGUUGGUUGGGGAGGAGAAAAUCGUCUAGCAGCACGCACUGUAGACUCAUGUGAAUAAAUAAAGCCUCAGAAUUGUUUUUGAUGUUUAUUCUUUUUUAGGGAAAUUAAA